ACGUGCACCAGAAAGAACAUCUCGACUUUCCGCAACUCUAUAAAUAUAAUGCCCACUGUGUCCCAACAAUUUUCUUCUGAACCAACAAAACUCAACGAUCACUCUCUCAUUCUCAUUCCAUUUCCUAAAACAAUUUUCUUUUCUUUCUCCUUUUCAAUGCCUACCACAAUCAACUGCCUCGCGCUCCACCAUAACAUCCUCUACGCCGCUUCAUCAAACCAAAUCCACGUUUUCGACUUAUCCGACUACACCCACGUCGACACUUUCAACGAUGAUUCAUCUUCCGGCUCAGUAAAAUCCAUGGCGUUUCAAAACACCAAAUUGUUCACAGCUCACCAAGACUCCAAAAUCCGUAUCUGGCAAAUCACGUCUUCAAAACGACACCGUCUCUUGUCCGUUUUACCCACUGUAAAAGACCGUCUUCACCGUUUUAUCUUGCCGAAGAACUACGUCCGCGUUCGUAGACAUCAAAAGAAGCUAUGGAUCGAACAUUACGACGCCGUUUCCGGAUUGGUGGUCGGUGGAGGUGGUUUGGUAUACUCUUCUUCUUGGGAUAGAAGUUUCAAGGUCUGGUGCGGGUCGGAGCUCCGGUGUUUGGAAUCAGUGAAAGCUCACAACGACGCCGUUAAUGCCAUUGCUGUUUCCGAUGACGGAAUGGUGUAUACGGCCUCAGCGGAUGGGACUGUCAGAGUUUGGGAAAGAGAUGAGAAAGAGAGAAAGCACUCCAUGGUAACUACACUGGACAAGCACAAAUCAACCGUGAAUGCUCUCGCUUUGAACGGUGAUGGAACGGCGUUGUUCUCCGGUAGUUGCGACUGUUCGAUCAUGGUCUGGGGGAGGGAAACCGACGGUGGGAUUUCGAGUAGCAUGGUGUUCGUGGAGGAAUUGCGUGGUCAUGCAGGAGCUGUACUUUGUUUAACGACCGUUGAUGAUUUGUUAAUUAGCGGGUCAUCUGAUCGCACGGUGAGGAUAUGGCGACGUGGUAAGGAUGGUGAGUUUCACUGUAUGGGAACAUUGGAAGGGCAUGAACAGCCUGUGAAGUGUUUAGUGGCAGUUUGGGAUGGUGAAUCAAACGGUGUCGUUUUGAAGGUUUGUAGUGGGAGUUUAGGUGGGGAAAUUAAACUGUGGGAGGUCUCUGUAUUACCAAACCUUAUUAUUAGCAGCAGGUCACUGUGUUUGAUAGGUUCACAAAAUUAAUUAAAAUUACAAAAUAAAUAAUUAAAUAAAAGGGAAAGAAAAGGAUGUCACCCAUAUUCAA
Messenger RNA from Ziziphus jujuba (common jujube), 1258 nucleotides. RefSeq names its product protein JINGUBANG-like. Bases 49 to 1197 code for a protein of 382 amino acids. The record is from RefSeq and is a predicted model, not a curated record. The transcript has a single exon. Gene Ontology annotation, molecular function: protein binding. Lineage: Eukaryota; Viridiplantae; Streptophyta; Magnoliopsida; Rosales; Rhamnaceae.